This is a messenger RNA of Helianthus annuus (common sunflower), 1744 nucleotides long. RefSeq names its product 4-hydroxy-3-methylbut-2-enyl diphosphate reductase, chloroplastic. The coding region runs from base 208 to 1584 and encodes 458 amino acids. Lineage: Eukaryota; Viridiplantae; Streptophyta; Magnoliopsida; Asterales; Asteraceae. Gene Ontology annotation, biological process: isopentenyl diphosphate biosynthetic process, methylerythritol phosphate pathway; dimethylallyl diphosphate biosynthetic process. Gene Ontology annotation, molecular function: 4-hydroxy-3-methylbut-2-enyl diphosphate reductase activity; metal ion binding. The record is from RefSeq and is a predicted model, not a curated record. The transcript has 10 exons.
ACUCACCUGCCAGCCUUUAUUUAUUUUCUUUGGUCUUUUUCAACACAAGCCUGCGCCUGUAAUAGUUGAACUUAAACCAAUCGGCAUAAAAUGGCAAAUGAUUCCACUAUUAAAUAACAACAACAACAACAACAACAACAAAUAAAUAUCUAAAUUCUCCAACCGCUAACCGCCGUCGUCAUCCACCGGAGUUCCUUACUACUUCCGAUGGCGUCUCUCCAAUUCACUCCUCUCUCAACCUGUACACAACCGUCUAUGCCGGAUGUCAAACUGUUCCGGUGCCGGAAGCCGCUAUUUGUCCGGUGUGCUACCGGAAACUCUUCUUCGCCGUCGGUAACCACCGGUGAUGAUUUCGAUGCGAAGGUUUUCCGGCAUAAUUUGACUCGUAGCGAUAAUUACAACCGGAAAGGGUUCGGACAUAAGAAGGAAACUCUCGAGCUCAUGAAUCAGGAGUAUACGAGUGACAUAAUAAAGACGCUGAAGGAGAACAACAAUAAAUACACAUGGGGAAAUGUUACUGUGAAGCUUGCAGAAGCAUAUGGCUUUUGCUGGGGUGUCGAGCGUGCGGUUCAGAUCGCUUAUGAAGCAAGGAAACAGUUUCCUGAUGAGAACAUCUGGAUCACCAAUGAAAUUAUUCAUAACCCUACUGUUAAUAAGAGGCUAGAGGAGAUGGAGGUUAAAGACAUUCCGGUUGAGAACGGAGAGAAACAGUUUGAUGUCGUUAAUGAGGGCGAUGUUGUAAUUUUGCCUGCUUUUGGAGCUGCAGUAAAUGAGAUGCUGACUUUGAGUAAUAAACAAGUUCAGAUAGUUGAUACAACAUGCCCUUGGGUAUCUAAGGUGUGGAAUUCUGUUGAAAAACAUAAAAAGGGGGAUUACACUUCUAUAAUUCAUGGCAAAUAUUCUCACGAGGAAACUGUAGCGACAGCAUCUUUUGCAGGAAAAUAUGUCAUUGUUAAGAAUAUGGAUGAGGCGACAUAUGUGUGUGAUUACAUCCUUGGUGGUAAACUUAACGGAUCUAGCUCAACUAAAGAAGCUUUUCUGGAGAAAUUUAAAUACGCAGUUUCCAAGGGUUUCGAUCCCGACACUGAUCUAGUCAAAGCUGGUGUAGCAAACCAAACUACAAUGCUUAAGGGAGAAACCGAAGAAAUUGGGAAACUAGUAGAGAGGACCAUGAUGAGUAAAUAUGGAGUUGAAAAUGCCACCGAACACUUCAUAAGUUUCAACACUAUCUGUGACGCUACACAAGAGCGACAAGAUGCUAUGUACAAAUUAGUAGAUGAAAAGAUGGAUCUUAUGUUAGUUGUUGGUGGGUGGAACUCGAGCAAUACUUCACAUCUACAAGAGAUACCCGAGGACCGCGGUAUUCCAUCUUAUUGGAUCGAUAGUGUAGAGAGAGUGGGUCCAGGAAACUUUAUAGCCUAUAAGACAAUGCAUGGCGAGUUGGUUGAAAAAGAAAACUGGCUACCAAAGGGCCCUGUGACAAUUGGUAUCACAUCUGGUGCAUCUACUCCUGACAAGGCUGUUGAAGAUGUUCUUUUGAGGGUGUUUGAGAUCAAACGCGAAGAAUCACUUCAGGUCGCAUAGGUUAGUGGUUUAUUUAACAAGAUAAUCGAAUACCAUACUAAGUUCAUUUGUUGAAGCAUAUAUUGGCAUAAUGUUAAGUUGUGGUUCCUCUUUAUGUUGUAACAAAGAUGGUAAAAAGUGUCGACUCGCCUUUAUAUCAUUAUGUUGUUUCAAUAGUCAA